This is a messenger RNA of Sphaeroforma arctica JP610, 2272 nucleotides long. RefSeq lists its product as hypothetical. The transcript has 12 exons. The coding region runs from base 323 to 2086 and encodes 587 amino acids. The record is from RefSeq and is a predicted model, not a curated record. NCBI's taxonomy places the organism in Eukaryota, Ichthyosporea, Ichthyophonida. Gene Ontology annotation, molecular function: protein binding.
CCAGAGGUUCACUUUAAAAAAUACAUCCCUAGUUCGUCAUGAUAUCCGCACCGUUGCCUCCGAGCAAGCGCUGCUUUACUGAUCAUCAUUCUGUUACGUGUGUGAGCAACGAACUUUUGUAAAAGCAAGUCGUGAAUUUCAAAACAUACGGACCUCCAAUAAAGGCAUAUACUCUCCUCCGUGUUCAUACGAGCUUCUUUGUUAUUAGCACUUCGAACAGAAUUUUAUUCCUCUGGAUUACAUAUUGUAAGUAGUGAUUCAUCUACUACUUGGCUCUACUCUUCAAUACAAGGUUAGUGCAUGAAAGAUCAGUAUCGACAGGAUGCAGGACCCAUCACCUACACCUACAUAUCUGGUGAUGCCCUCACAUGUCGAGACCAACCGCCCAGGUUCUGACAAUUGUGGAUCUCUAAAAAUAUCAACCACGCGUAAGCAGUACAAUCUUAGUCAAGACUCUGUGGUGGUGGAUAUCGAUAACCAUGAUAACGGUACCCUUGGUUUAGUACAUACAAAUGAGAAAGCUGUAUCAGACGGCCAUGCAGCAUUGCAAGUUCACAACGUUGAGAACAUACACAGUGACACAGACAAAUUCCAGAUGGGGACCAGUGUGGAACAGGGUGCCAAUGACAGUGGAGCAUAUAACGGCACAGGGCGGCAGAGAGAUCAAGGGAGCAGUAAACCAGCCAGAAAGCAGUGGACACUGGAGCAGCAGAUGCAGCAAGACGCCCGAGUCGUCACCCAGGCCGUUUACACCGAGGAUGGCACACGUCUCUUUGGCUUAGAUGCUGAACUGGAAGUGAAGAUGAGAGAAACGCACGACCCCAAUAUGGAGAACAAUAUCAUACGCUGGUUGGAAAAAAUGACCGAGAUCAAGAUUGUUGAAGACAGCACCAUCAGCACAGAGGGGUGGCGCAGUGGUCUUGAAGACGGCGUGCUACUGUGCACUUUAGUGAACAUCAUCAGACCCGACACAAUAUCUGCCAUCAACGAACCGACAUCCAAACUUGCAAAAUUAGAGAACCUCCGGUCCUUCCAGGCUGGUUGCAAACAACUGAAUGUGCCAUCCGAUGCGAAAAUACACGUGAGCGACCUUCACAAGGGGAAGAAUCUCAGGGACGUUCUGCAUGCGCUUGAAAACUUUGCCAAAUUUUGUGAUAGUAGUGAUGAAAUUGAAGUUGAACGAUUCCAGGUUUUGAAUAGAGGAAGUACUGUGACAAAGAGCAAGAGGUGGCAGUCCGUACAAACCAAGCCGAAAAUAGGACACAUCUCUGCCAUGGGUCUUGAGGAGCAAUUGCCCGUCAACCACGGGUCCUUCAAGCGCAACAACGGCCGAGUGGUGUACGGGAUGGAUGCUGAGCAGUGCGAGAAAGAGGUCGAAAGACGAAUUCAAAACAAAGACGAGGAGAAGAAGCUGUGGGUGUGGAUUGAAGGAGUCGUGAAGUGUAAACUAGAGUCUGACGAUCCCAUGGAUGAUAUUCGGAGUGGCAUCAUAAUGUGUCAGCUGGCGAAUACGAUCUGGCCUGGAUCUUGCACCAAGUACAGUCUGGGACCCAAUCCACUGUCGAGGAUGGAUAACCUUAAUAUAUAUCUCAAGGCAUGCGUGGACAACGGAGUUGACAAGGGCAUCUGCUUCACUCCGUCUGAUAUUGAAGAGAGCCGAUACAAUGGCGUUCUUUCGCACAUUCUGCAGAUCUCACGAGUGGCUGCCCUAACCCCAGGUUUUAAAGGACCAUACCUGGAGCCUGCGCACGAAGAAUUAGCGAAACAGGCCAAAACCAAAGCCAUGGCAGCCAAUCGUGGUUUUUUUAGCGGGUUUAUCGGCUUCUGUUUCAGUGCGGUGACGCUCUGCACUAAGUUUGUGGGGUAUGUGGUGAUCUCCCCAGUUUACGUUCCAUAUAGAAUUGUGUCCUGGGCCAUCGGCAAGUUGCGCGGCUCCCAAAAGGUUGAAGCUCGUAGUAGUCGCACACCAUUAAUUCCGAAGAAAGCUGUUCUGGACCAGCACUCUCAACGAGCCUCAUACGGUGCAUCCAACUACGAAAGAGACGAGACUGGCCGCUGGCGCGCGAAGUCUCCGGGCCGUCCAUAGUUAUUGUUUGUGAAAACCCCCACAGAAGUCAUUCCGAGACACAUUCACCGGCCCAAGUUGCUUUUGAUCUGUGUACUGUGUAAAUAUGCUGGCCAUACUUGCGAAAACGAUAUCGCUCCCACAGAAAAAAAACAUCAAAUAAACAUGCAAUCCGUAGCCCUGCUGCAUUCUACAUGUACACCAAAC